UGAAAAAUGGCGGCCGAAAACACAGUGACGAGCAGCCUGGACCGCUUUAGCGAAUUAAAAGAAGUAACUACAUUAAUUGAAUCUAUAAGAGCUAUUUGCCAUGAUGAAAUAUUACUAGAAGCUGCCGAGGAACGUUUAACUGGUUAGUGUAUGUGUGUGUUUCCCGAUUUCUUGCUAUUGAUAUAUUGCUGUCAUAACAUUUUCUACCUGAAAGGCGUAUUAGCUCCUUAAAUAAUGCUUAUCUAAGGGAUUUUGAAAAUAAUAAAAAUAAUGAAAUGUUGUCCUUGUAAAAAGGAAAAGAGGUAAAAGUACAUUUACUUUCUACAAAAGUGCAGUAGAGCAAUUUUUGUGUGAUAAAUUUCUAAUUUUUUGUAAGCUGAGUUCACACCCUAUAUUGAUAACUGGAAUAAAUGAUUUCACCUUUUGUAGCUUAAGCGGCAGCUAAAGUAGCCCAUAUUUGUUAAGCGCAAUGGGAUUUGUACACUUAAUAUAUCGAUGUGAAUUGUGAAUCUCAGAAUCAUUCUUCUGUGCACAUUUUCUAGCUUUAUAGAGAGAAGACCUAAUUACCCAGCUAAUCAACACUGCAAAGUCAUUGAUCCUCCAAGCGAGGGUGGGGGUGCUUAAGCUUAAAAACAGUGUUUUUAUUUCUAUUUUUUUGCUGCAGUUAUAUUAAAUAAGUAUCAAGAACAGCCUCAAUUGCUAGAUCCCCAUUUAGGUAAGUCCUCUUUACUUUCUUUCAAUGGUGUUUAUGCUGUAACUUGUGCCUUCUAGUUACAUUUGCUAAAAUUUUAUUGUACAGUUAUGUGCUAUUAAUUUAUCACAGUUUACUGCUUUAAAUUUUUAUUACAUAUAAAAUUUUAAGUCCAAAUCUUUUCAGAUCGCCUGGUAGAAAAAUUGCAGGAAAUAGUACGAGACUCCUCUAAUCCUACAAAAGUGAAUCGCCAGGCCUUUAAAUAUCUGUAUCUCAUAACUAAGGUUUGUUUUCAAUGAUUUUCUAUAAAUGAUGUAUAUUGUGUAUGACACUGUGUAGCAGCUCUCUAUAAUUUGAAUACCAUUUAGUGUCCUUUUUAUAGAGAUAUCCUCAUAUUUAUAAGGGGGUGAUUAAAAAACAGGGCUGAAAAACAGCAGGUUCUGCACCCCUGCCUGUCUAUUUUAGUGAGUUGUCUUUCUUGUGUACUCAUGUCUAAAGAGGGAGAAUACAGUGUAUUAGGUGCUGGGACUCAAAAUUUGCACUCUAAACUCCCAGUGGUGUGGUUUUCAGAAGUCAUGAGUGAAAAGAAUAAUUGACAUCCUUUAGCAAACAUUUUGAAUCAUUAGCCUUACUCCAGUAUAGAUUUGAAAAAGAGAUGGUAAAUGUUGAAGAAAAUCGGGACAAAAAAUAACCAUAAAUUCUUCAACAGAAGAAAACGUUUUCCAUUUGAAAUAAGCCUCAGUUGUCAAUGUCUUGUUAUAUUAAAGCUACCGACAUGUACAUUUUAGCUGCACAUUAAUUUGCACUUCACUGGCCUCAUGCAGAAAAUGACUUUACAUUUUUUUUAAAUAUUAAUUUUCGGAUUCUUCCUUCAACAUGAUUGAAGAAAAUUCUCUCCACUUUUUUGGCAGUCUCUGAACCUUGACAAUGAGAAAUAACUAGUGAAUUUGCAACUUUUGCAAAGUUUUGUCAGUGGACUGAAAAAGUGAGUUCAGGCUCUUAAUGCCCCUCUUUGGAGCAAAAAUGUUCAGUGUAAAUUACAUGAACUGUUACUCUAAGUUUUACAAAUUGAAUUACAUUUAUGCACAGGUCAGAGGCCCAAAAUAUGUUGUACGGCUUUUUGCUCAUGAAGUUGCUGAUGUUGAGCCAGUUCUUGGAAUGCUGGCACAGCAAAAUCCACAGGAUCAUGAGGUAUAUAAUUAUUCUGUCUGGCAGUUGACAGUUUUUCUUCAGCCUAUUAUAAUAGCCCCUUCUUGAAUGAUCUUUUUUUUUAAUGAUCUUAAGCUUCCUUUCCAUGUCUCAGUUGUUCAAAUGUUGGACAGUGCUAUCCACCAGAUAAAUCACUGUCUAAUGGAUAAGCAUAAUUUAUUGAAACCAAUUGUGUUAUUCAGUGGAUAGAGAUUUAUGCAGUGGAUAGCUUUAUCCUUCUUUCUAACAACUGGGACCAGGUAGCAACAAUCUAUGACAUUAGAACUUGGGUCAAUUGAAGGAAUAACAUUGACAUGUUGUGCUCCUUUUUCCUUUCCUCUCUAUGUUGGCCUCGAACUUGAACAAUUCCAUCAAAAACCUAUUACAAGAUAACAUUGGAAGAGAGAAAGACAAGUGUCAGAGCAGUGUGUGACCCAAGUUGAGUGUCACUGAUUGUAGCUUACUAUGAGCUAACCCUUUUUCAGAUGAAUAAUCAUCUAAUAUUUGCUCUUUGCUUUAAAUACCGUUUUGAAGGGCAGUGCAGUAAUGUCAAUGCUGGCCUUGCUUUAUGUAUUCUACUUAUCAUAGCUCUCAGUUCUAUAUUUUGUAGAGGAUUGCAUUCCUAUUCCCAGCUUUUCCAGUAUUAGCCCCUACCUUGAUUAACUCGGCAACGAUGUCAAAAGCAAAUAACUUUUUUGUACUGAUUAUUCAUUUAGGGUUCAAUUCUGCUCCCUCAAAGAGAGUUCAUCUAACUUUUGUUUAUUGUAUGAGGUACUGAUAGCUUUGCCUUUUUGUUUCAUAGACCUGGGAGACAAGAUAUGUCCUGUUGUUAUGGCUGUCAAUUGUUUGUAUGAUACCCUUUGAUAUGGUUCGCUUUGAUGGUCUCAAGGAAGUAACUACUGGUAUAGUUGAACGACGCAGGCCAGUUGUGGAGAGAAUCCUUGAAACAGCAAAGGUUUAAAUUGAUAAAAAAGUUCUGCGUAGUCUGCUCAUGAUAGAAUUCCAAUCAUGUUAAAAUAUAGUAGAUGAAUUAAUAUUAAUAUUAGUACAACCGGCCAUUGUACAAAAUAAUUUCAUUGCACAUUGUAAUUUCAUUUUGUGUAUAUUUUAGAGACAUUUUUUAACAUGAUUCCAAUCCAUGGACUCCCCAAGUGCUAGUUGGGUCACAAACAAAUAUUUAAAGUGCCUGUUGUCGCUACUGCCUCAGCUUUUUCCACAAUUGCCAUAUAAAUAUAAAAAAAAACUCAUUGUCGAUCCUUAGGCAUGCGCCCUUCCUGGCUACCACCCACCCUGCUUUAAAUUUAGAUGAUUUCCAAUGCUGCACUGGAAUGCAGCAUGAAUGGCACAUGCAUUAAGUCAGUGCUUGUUCUUUUUAUUUUGUAUCCCAAUUUUUAGGUGUAUUUGUCAGUUCCUGACAAGUCAAGAGAUGCUGCAGCCUUAGUAAUUUCAAAGUAAGCAGUUUUUAAAUACUUUAUAAAUUCUUUAAAGAUCAGUAUUGGUAGUAUUUGAGUCACAUGACUUUGCGCACAUCUGUACACCCCAAUGAAGCAAAUCAGUUGGGUAAAGGAAGUACAGAUUCUACUGGCAUAUUUUAUCUUCAUUGUUGUAGCUGGAAAUGUCUUCACAACAGCUGGCACUCUUUAAACUUCAAGGUCACAUGACAUCUAACAAUGAAACUCAAAAUCUCUGAGCGGGCAAAUUUGCGAAAUCUAUGACAUCAGAGGGUAAUAGUGCAAUGUUACCUGUGAAGAUGACCCAUGAUCAUUACAGCGAGACUGGUUUCAUUAAUUCCCAGCAUCAAAAUUUCCAGCUAAUUUUAUAACAAAUCACUUAAAGACUGGUCCCUUACAAAACAGUUAGUUUUGUUUCCCUUGAAUCUCAUUCUCAUUGUUUCCUUUCGCAUUGUCUUGGCAAACAUUGAGAUUCUUGGGAAACAAAAUUAACUGUUUCCUUCAUUAAGUGUUUAAUGUUGAGUAAUAAUUUCAUUAAAAUGCUUAUUUUUAGCUGAAAUUGUGGUGCUAAUUUUAAGCUGGGCUCUUAUUUGAGGGAGAAUGGGGUGGGAUGGGGGCUAGUUUUGUUUUUCAAAAUUAUUGUAUUUAGAUAUUGUCCUUAAGGCAAAUCAAAAACUUUCCCUGUGUUUUGUCACUUUUCUCUAGCACUGUAAGAGAACCCAUUUCUUCAACAUCCAGUAGAGUCAAGUCCUAAAAUUAAUGGGGAAUUCUCUUUAGUGUCAAUAAGGAGGAUUAAGCUGGGGGAAUUAUUUUGAAGGAGGCUCUUAUUGAAGCUAUAAAGCACUAAUUUGCAAGUUUUUACCUGGCCGUAUACAAGAUAAAAGAUGGAUAAACUUGUAUGUGAGCCACACAUACAUGUGGCAAAGCAUACUAGUACCGUCCUGAGUAAUAAAUGUUAUCUCUGAAUAUUUUCUACAAUCAACUGGAUUGCUUAUUUAUUUGGCGUCCUUAAGGCACAGGAAAAAGUGGACAAAGAAAAAGUAAUAAUUAUUUUAAAAAUUCUCUUAUUCCCAUUUAGUUUUACAGUACAUUAGAGGACAUACUGGUACAUGUACAUUGUCUAAUUAUAUUACUAGUAACUCAGGGGCAGAUCUAGGGGGAGGGUGCAGGGGGUACUAUGUGGUUUAUUGGUGUUGAAGUAGAGCAAGAGACGAGUGCACCCCCUCCUAAAAAAAAUCCUGGAUCCGCCCCUACAUAAACUGUAGUGAUAACUUUCUUUUGCUGGACUGUCAUACCCCUUUUUUGUUGCACAUUCGCUAUUCUCAACACAUUAAGGAAAGCUAAUGAAAUAUUGUGCCAUACAAACACUGAUUCUCAACCUGUUAUAUUAAUUUUCCCUUUCUUACAAGAUUUGUAACAAGACCAGAUGUAAAAAAAGAGAAGCUUGCUGAAUACCUGGAUUGGUCCUUGAUGACUAUGGACAAAGCAAACAGUUUGUGCAAACACUUGUCAAUUGAUUAUUGAUUCGUGGAUAACUUAAAUGUUUUCAGUAUAAAAAGACGCGGGGAUCCACCUUUAGUCAAUUGCUGUUUGUAGUAUACUGGGCUGUCAUUAAAGAGGCAGAGGCCAGGAUUUCCCCUUGCUACUAUGAACAUGGCCCCCAGCUAUGUUCAUAGGAAAAUAGAAGAAAAAUAUAACAAAAAGAAAUCCCUAGCUGUUUUACCUCACCUACUUGUUGUAUUUACCAGGCAACUUGAAAUUUUAGUGGCAUCCCUGAGUAUAAUUAUUACAUGUACCUGUACAGACAGUAUGUUAAUGCAUUUACUGCUAGUCAAGCUGGAACUCUCAUUAUCCUAGUUGCACAAGCUGAAACUAAAGUAAACAAUAUUCAAGAACUUAAUGAGAUAAAACUCAGGGUGGGAAAAAAUAGAAAUAUUAAUUGCUUGUUGUUUUACAAUGCUGUUUUAUAUUUUCUGUAUGUUGCUAAUAAACAGGAGAAACAAUGAAUGGGAUGCUACUUCUAACUGGAAUUUUAACAACACUGGUAAGAGUUACAAAUUUUGUAUUUAAUAUUGUUUAAUUAAAUUAAUUUAUUUAUUUUUGCAUUUGUACAUAUAUGGAGCUUGCAAAUACUUCUAUGAGGGCCCCAGUGGGGUAUAUAUGCCAAAUGUUGGUACUUAUUAGUAGGCAACUGAAAGAAAGUCCCUCUUUAAUUAUACUCAGCAACAAAUUUAUGAAUCAGUGAAUAGAAAGUGUUUUCAGUACAAUCAUUUAUCACAGAUCUGAGACACCUAAGAUGUAGACCAUUCAGUUUGAGUUCUUCUUUGUCAUGUGGCAUGACGAAAAAACAAAAAGUUAAAUAGGAAAUUUGGUUUAAGAGUUGGCUUUUCCAUAUUGCUUGAACACAGAUUUUUUGCUCAGAGUACAAUGGUGCUGGUACCCAGCUGCUGGCUUCCAAUGAACACUUUAUUAAUGGAUGGAUAUACUUAACAACAUCAGUGGACUGGAAACUCUAGUUUCCUUUUUUACAGCAGUGUCUGUCAAAGGGGAACUGACUGAUCUUGCUUGUUUUAUGUUGUCAACAUUCUUGAAUAACAUUUCUUUUUAUGUUCUUUUUUCAGGCCUUGCUCUUUAAACAUGGCAAAAGGGAAGACCUAAUACAAUAUGGUUAGUACAUGUACAUGGAAAUGUAUUUUGAAACUGUAAUUAUCCUAUGAUAAUAAUGCAAACACAAAACUUUGCGACACUUCACAGAGCUGAGAGAACACUAAAACUGACAUAAAAAUAAAAAAGGCUCUAUCUUAUCUUCCAUACACUACCACAGUUAACCUUCAGAACAUUUUAGUGAUACACUUAAAAGAUUUAAGUACAAUAAUUGUUGUACAUAAACAUUUAAUUUGUUAAACUGAUAAAUACAUUGUUUUAAAUACCUUUUAAUACUUCGAUUUGAAUACCUUUUAGCCCCCGUAGUUUUAAAGCAAACAGUUGCUCGUGAAAUAUCAAGCACGAAUAACACCUUGCUGAGGAAACUGAACAUCAAACUUAUACAGGUACUGUGGACGAUUUACUUUCAAAAAAGAUUCACUUUGUUGGGGUGACAAUUAUUGGUAACUCAUCCCGUGGCUCACAUGGUGGCCGACAAAUACUGAAGCCUGAUAGAAACCAAUAUAUAAUUGAGAUAAACAUAACAACUGGCCAGAGGCGAACCAGUUGGCUAUUUUACAAGCAUGUCCGAGAAGUUGACCUCGGGACUACCAAGAACAAUUCCAGCAAGAGGUUAGGGUCGGGACUGACCUUGGGGCUUCCAGAUUGUAAUACCAGCGCUCUAACGCUCAACCACGCUGCCUGCAUGCAGACUUCUCCCCCAGAUCUUUUUUUUUGGUAAAUUGAUGAAUCCAGACCUUGGGAUGUCAGCUGGAGGCUCAUUCAUGAACAAAAAAACUUUUUUGGCCCUGUGGGCCGACCCUCUUUCAGUUAAAACAUGAUAAUGGAAGUGGGCACUUCAGGUACCUCCCAUUAAUCCACUACUGUUAUAUAAAGGCGUUUAUAGUGUUGAGAACUUUUUGUGACUCUGGGAAGGGAUCUUUAAGCCAAAAUCCAAACAAAGUAGUUAACCUGGAGUCUUAUUGGGAAUGCGGUAGCUCGAACUCUACAGGGAAACGAAAAUCAGUUCAAGUUAGCGGGGGCUCGAGUUAUCGCGGUCAAUUGCAAAAUUCAAUUGGCCAUAAGAAAAAUUGAUAGUUAGCGAUUUUUCAGCACUUAAGUGCAAAGUGCAGUGCAAAUUAAACCUUAUUUCAUCAGAAACGGUGACAUGAUUAGGCUUUUUUUUUUUAUGAUAAAACGUGAUCUGUUCGUUGCACCAAUUAAAUCGAUUUAUAGUGUUGACCAGUGUUAGUUUUAGUGUUUUCACCGAUUAUACAGAAAGAAAAGCUAAUCGGAUGGCAUCCAAGUAGAUUUACAAGAACCAGAAUUCGAGUUAUCGGGAUAAAUUUGAGUGACUACUAGAGGGAAAUGAAAUGUAGUUCGAGUUAGCGAGGAAUUCGAAUUAUCCGAGUUCGAGUUAACCGAGUAAAAAUGACUGAAAAGUGGGAUGAAAUCCAGGGGAAAUUAGACUUAGUUCGAGGUAGCGGAGAGUUCGAGUUAUAGGGGUUCUAUUGUAAGUUGAAAUAUUUGCUGUAUUUCUUUCCUGCAGCGACUUGGCCUGACCUUUUUGAAACCGAGAGUGGCAUCUUGGAGGUAAGCUUAUGUUCAUUUCCUAAAUGUGAUUUUUUUUUUGUCUUGUGCUUUGUUUGCGGCACAAACGGACUCAAGGUUUCUCACCUCAGUGUUCGAUCUCUUAAAAAUAGCGAACAUCUUACGGGAUCUUAAAAAGACUUUACCAAGUGGGUUUCAACAAAUGUGGUUUAGCUUGCAGUUAAAGAAACCUAGAUCAGUGAUGAUUUGUGUGGCCUACAGGCCUCCGAGCUGUCCCUGAAAGUGGUGUGUUAUUCUGAGGCGUUUAUCUAACGGGCGUUGCUACUUCGAAAGGAUAUAAUAAUCGCAGAUGAUCUUUACUGCAACCUACUGGUCAACUGGCCGGGGUUACAAGUUUAUUCAGUCGCCGACGUGUUAAUUGUUUCAUGUACUAGGCUGAAGGAACGAAGAAUAUUUACGCAAAAUGUUUCCUUGUUCAAACGCAAGCUUUACUUGAAGUGAUCGAAAUUUUUGUGGAAUUUCACUGCUUGAGUUUGUAUCGAAGCGACUUGUAUUGAAAAGACCAGUUACCGUCCACUACCCUAAAUCCUGCGCAUUAACUGUGUUCGGGAGUUUGAUGGGUCUGUCUCAGCUUAUCCCACUAUUUUGACGUUACCCUAUAGUCCCUAAUAUUGGUCUAGUACGGCACAGCGAUGUCCUUACUACUACCUUACUUCUUGUUCACUGCACUCUCUGUUUGAAAAUACCAAUUCCCAAGCCAAGUGUUAUAACCACCAGGAGCUGUAAGAAUUUUGAUCUUGAAAGUUUCAAUGCAGAUAUCUCCAAGUUCCCUGGAACACACCCAGUGUUUUUGAUCUUGUUGACGAUAAAGUGGAAUGUUUCAAUAAGUUGUCCCUGGAACUGUUAGAUGAGCAUGCACCUAUUAAGACUUUUAAGAUCAGACACAAGUCUAGUCCAGAAAUUACGCCCGAGAUUAUGCGGGAGUGAAACGAGAAACUCAAACUUGCGCGUUGGACUGGUCGUUAUGGUGACUGGAAUAUCUUUAGAACAUUACGCCAGGUUGUCAAGUCAGAUCCGUAAAGCGGAAAUUUUCAGAAUGAAAUAUCCUCAAACAAGGGAAACACGUCGUCAAUUUGGAAGAAUCAUCCGUCAAUGUCUGUCAUCUUCCAGAGGUUCAAACCUUACUUAAUGACUUUACAAACAACACUAAAAAAGAACCUUUCAGUUUUUCAAAGACUUUGAAAAACUUUUAGGCUAAUAAGUUUUCAAAAACCACAAUAGCAAACCGUUUCAAUCUUCUUCAAGUUUGUCCGUCUGUGCCUCCUUUGUAUUUGCUGUGGUGCUUCUACUUCCUUUUCAUAAUUUGAGCAGCUUAUGUUUCACUCAAUUUGGUAGCGAUUCCCAUUGUGGGUGGACCUCAGUCAGAAAGUAGUUCAUUAGUAAUGAAUUUAAGAAACCGUUUUCUCUUUGUAUGUGUUAUUUCUAACCAGAUAUCAAAGGGGAAGUCGUUCCCUGAUGUACAACUUGGAAAAUCCAUUUUCUCAACAACAGGUAGUCGCGAAACAUGUAUCAAGUGUUGUAUAUAACAGUCAUAUUUCUCGCAGAGAGACGUCUAUGUGUCAUUCGCCUUUGAACCGCAAAAUAUUUGUAGACAGGGGGGGGAGGAAAACAAAUCAUUGGGUGGCAGUAAGUUGAUCCUAAUCUGAUAGAACAACAGUCAGACUAACGCUGGCAUGAACCUUGUAUGUGAUUUUUUCCCUUCAUACAUGUACAAGACAGUAAAAAGGGAAGUUUUCAAACUGACUCAUCAUGUGCGAUUUAUUUUCGGCUGUUGUAUGCCAGCCUUGAUAAAGGAAAAUAAUGUGAAUUACCUGAUUCUUCAAGUAGUGAAAUAAUAUUUUUAAAACUAGGUAAUUUAAUCGUUAUUAUAUUCGUGAAAAUGAGGUAUGUGUAAUCUUAAAAGUUUUGGUUGGUGACAAGCUAAUGCAGCCUUUUAUACUUAUUUAAAUUCUCAGAAUAAAUCUCUCAACAAUGGUGCUGUUUUGGUAUACGAAAUGAAAAAGAAAAGGCCUGAUGUUUUAUGAUUUUCAACGCGAAAACCCAUGCAAAUGAACUUAAUUUUGUUUAAUAAGCAAUGAAAAGACCUUUCUAGAAUGCUGAAUUACAGAGCUAUUUACAAAAGUUUUACUAAAAUAUAAUACAAUAAAUCCACUUUCAAUAAAAAAACUCUUGAGUGCGCUUGGUCCUACACCGUGGAGCGGCUAUGCAAUCAAUCUUAAUUUAAUGAAGUUUAAUGGGGGGUAACAAACGGUAAUGACAACAAACUUGUGGCUCAGCUUACGUGUUCUUUAAUUCGCUUUCUGAAUUGAUUGACUCAAUUUUCUGAAGCUCUCUGUUCUCUUAUUCGUUUUUAAAGGAUUUUUGUAACCCUAUUUUCUCACAUGACUUCCAUUUUCUCCUGCAUGAUUCAGGAAGAAGAGUAUGACAUUCCUGAAGAGCUGGAAGAUGUUAUUGGUAGGUGCAUGAUAUUGAUAUUCUAUGCGUUAUCUGGUAUCAUGAUAUUGGAAGAACUGUUAACCAGCUCUCUCACCAUUGACCACUGUUCAAUUUUGUUAUAGAGAAACUUCUUUCUGGUCUAAAGGAUAAAGACACAGUCGUAAGGUGGUCGGCUGCCAAAGGGUAAGAGUCAUCCACCUGAAAAGUCAAAGUGUCAUCUUCAUGGCCGAUUUGCAGUGCUGCAUAUCUUAGGCUGCGUGCAAAGGGACGCAACAAUGUUGACCGACAACUCCCAUCAUUGUUGGAUGUUACAUGUUGCAUCCGUUUCCACACCCUGUUGCAUGCUGUUGGAUGUUGUUGCGUGUUGCUGCGCAAAGUUUGAAACCGGUCAAACUUUUAGCCCCGUGCAAACGGACGUAACAUUGUUGGCUUACAACUCCCAACAUUGUUGGGAGAUGUUGCGCCCGUUUGCACGUAGCCUUACAAAUUAGAAGGGUUCAGCUACGGCGAUGGCGAUUUCAGCGAGAACGCCAUCAGGAUCAAUUUUGCAUGUUCAUCACACUUUUUGGUACAUUUCUUUACCGUCGCUGUAUAGCCGUUUCGUACGGGUACCACUACAAGCUGAAGCUUUCUUAUGCUACAACGGCGACGAAGAUUUCUUUCUCUUUUCUGACUUGGUUGCGGCCCCCAAGAACUCCAGGAAAAUUCAGCUACAUUUGACAUUUUUAAGUAAGUUAGAAUAAUCGUGACAAAAUGUGAAAGAGUACUCAUCCAUUUUGAUAUACAUUUUCUGCCCGUGCCGCCGUUAUUGCUAAAGCUCCCUAUUAUUUUUGUUUGGUGACUUAAGGUUUUGGUUUUGCCAAGUGUACAUGUUUUAUACUAUUUUUAUUGUGUUUAAACAGGGUUGGUCGAAUAACUGGCCGGCUACCUCAAGAGUUAGCUGAUCAAAUCGUUGAAAACGUGUUAGAGUUGUUCAGGUAAUGAGGGGACAAAAAUUUUUAGCCCCGAAAAACGAAAGCACGCGAUGCCACAUCGCGACUCUGACUGUAAAACCCUAGCUAUUUUCUUUUUUGAAAUAACUUCAUAGCUUGUCUCAGUUUAAAGGGGUUAUGCAAUGAUACUUUUUGCCAUCCUUUUUCAAAAGAUAAAACGUCUUCGCAUCGAAUGAAUUCCAAGAAAUAAUGGUCCAGUUUUCGUUAUUUACGACUAUUGAUGAAUUGAAACCGUUUUCUGUUUUCAAUAAACAUGUUAGUCACAGAUUUCAAGUUUCUCUUCAGUAUUUUGUGCUUUAUGACUAUCUCAACUUAUUUCAGAGGAGAUUAUGUGAAAAAAAUGCAAAAUGUUUAUUGAAAACAGAAAACAGUUUCAAAUCAUCAGUGGUCGUAAAUAACAUUAUUUUGCAUUGCAAAACCGCUUUUUAAAUUUGUUUUUCAGUUUCAGAGAAUCAGACUCGGGCUGGCAUGGAGGUAAUUUAUGUGAUCUACCUGGUCUUGGUUUUUAACUACAGUAACAUGGAAUUCCAUCUGACCUAGUUUUUACUAUCGUUGUAAAUCUCAGACACUACCGUUAUUAAACCAUCCUUUAUAGUUGUAUAAACGUGAGGCUGUUCAAUCUUACAUUUACUUAAUUGUGGACUAAGUAGUAGCUGAUUCGCUGUCUGCCGCUUUUGUCACCUUUUAUUCAGGGUGUUUAGCUCUCGCUGAGCUCGGCCGGAGAGGACUUCUUCUUCCUGAUAGACUGCCUGAAGGUUUGUAACUUUUUUGAAAAAGUUAAAAUCAAUUUUGCAAUGCCAAUUUGGCAAUAUGUGUUGAGAAGUUUCCUUUUUUAUUUUUAUUUAGUGCGCUAGUAUAAUGUGCCGGCGGGUUGUUUUUUCCUCUUUCUGUUAAUGAUUGACGAUGCUGAAACUGAACUAUAAAACCAGCCUUCUUUCUUUUUACUGUGCAUGAGUUGAUUGAAACAAAUCCUCUCACUGUUUGAAGUAUUAAUGACUUUCUUUAUUGUGAUUUUUUAGUUGUCCCUGCUGUACUGAAGGCUUUGGCUUAUGAGGAAAUGAGAGGAUCCUAUAGCGUUGGUAAGUUAAGUGAUUAUAGUAUUCACAUUUCAGGAACGACAAGUGUUUUAACUUGCUUUUGGCAUAAUGCCGACCAAAUUGAUGUAGGACGUAUUCAAAUCAAACUAUGAUUUACCGUUAGCUGUUGACUGUUAUAAAGAUGGAAAAUGUAGCCAAAUGUUCCAACGUAAUAGUAACAAAAUGAGUAGAUUGAGCGUGAUCGUCCGCGUGAACGUAGUCUUGAGUAGGGCUGUUAUUGACAGUCGAUUUGAUGUUUCGUCUGUCCUCCGUACGUUUUUUGUUGUCUUUCAGUGGCAUUUGUUCUAAGUUAGUAAACCAGUUUUCGGAGAGUGGUUAUCGUCUUUUACGCACAGUGUAAUAACGUCGCGUCGAUUUGAUAUUUCCGUCUGUCCGACUGGUUUGUUUUUGUCCUUGGCAAAAAGUAGUCGUCAGAAAGUGGUUAUCGCUUUGUGUGUAACAUGGUAUAGUCACUGUCGUAACAGGGCAGGAGUUAACGUUGGUCUGAGGGUUUUGUCGGACAAAGUCCGCGUUGUAGUAAGCAACAUAAUAAUAGAACUCUCCCACACGCCAGUGCGCUGGGAAAAAAAAAAUGCGAUUUACAGGCAAUAUGGGCUUUUGACUCCCUUUUUUAUGUCCACUCGCUUCAGCAUUUCAGUUAGUUAAUAAUACCAAAUCAAGGGCGAUUACCAUCACUAAGUACUGGAGACAGGCCUGUCUAGCCCUUAAGAAAAUUUCGCUAUUCAUCAGAGCUGUCCAGGGCAGAUCAGUCUAUCACGGCAGUGAUAGAGUUUUGACGAAAACUCUCGAAAAAAGUCAACGUCAUUUCCGGUCGGUUAAUUGUGACGUUAGGUAAGCUCCCUAAGAGUAUGUUGACCAGAUUCAAGCGAUUAUUUUCUUGAUAUAUAGGUAGCCACGUUAGAGAUGGUGCUUGUUAUGUUUGCUGGUCGUUUGCCAGGGCUUAUGAACCUAAAGAGAUUCUACCUCAUGUGCACGAAAUUGCCAGGUAUGACUGACUACAUCGCGUAUGCCAUGCUUACCCUUCUUGCAAAUGUUCUCAUGAACAUCGAGCCUUAAAAACGGGAAUCGAGAGGCAAAAGCGAAGUAUCUGGUAUUGCUGGCUCGUCUCUAACUAAAAUGGUAUUUUAAAUAAUAUUGAUUUUUGUUGUUCCAUCCUUUUUAUCUUUCCUACUUUGUAAAUUAGUUUUAUAUUGGCGGCUGCAUAUAACGCUUCUAUUUAUUGAUUAUUGUUUAUAAGAGGGCCAUUAGAUUAUAAUUUGCACAAGUGUCAAAUGCCGCCCUCCUCAAGAGUCUUACGACUACUACUAACUCCGGGUGACGUUUUGUAUUUUUUUUUCUUGUUUUCACAGCUCACUCGUUAUCACUGCUUUGUUUGAUCGAGAAGUGAACUGCAGAAGAGCAGCCUCCGUGAGUCACACUUUUCUCUUUUUCAGGUUUCUCUUUCGACUAAAUGCAGUUUGUGGGAAUGUAAAUUCAUAAAAAUUUUCGUAGUUCAGAAACACCGAGGAGUGGCUGCAUAGUGUUUGUGCGUGCAGAUAGAGCUGGAAUUAGAGUGAAGUGGGUUUUGAGGGGAGCAGAUAAACCGGAGUACCCGUGAACCAAUAAAUCAGAACCUAUCAGAGCGACGGCUGGUAAUAUUUUGCCAAGUAACCUCUGGUGCACUUUUAAAUCACUAUGGUGCAGCUAAGCAAGUACUCCACCAUUGCUCCCUUCUCCGAGUGUUAAUCACAUCCAACAAUGAAGACAUCGUUAACGAAAAAAGUAGCUGCAAUCACUCCCUCCGUUUGUGCGGGAAUGUUGAGUCGAACAAAAUAAAUAAAUAACUUGAAUGAAGGAAUAAACGAACGAACUUUUGGACCUUUGACUUACAUGCUAUUAUGUUUCGGUUUCGCCCGGUGGUGCUAACUCCAAUUGAGUUGUGCUAAUGUGACGCAUUUGUAAUAUGAUUGUACUUUUAUCCUUUUAAGGCUGCUUUUCAAGAGAAUGUUGGAAGGCAGGUAAGUACUAAAGCUUUUCAGCGGGUUUUGAGCAUUUUCAUUUCAUCGAAGAGGUUUCAUUCAUAUCUCAUUCUACACUGCAAAACAGUCGGUUUCCCUUUUCGAAAUUCGGCUGUGCAUGACGCGAAGCGACGGCUUGAUAUUUUUGUGCGAAGCGAGUGGGUAUCACACGCCCGUUUGGCGUGUGUUGACCGCUCGCCCGCGCGUUUUACCCUAGGCAAAAUACGGGUUGUUUUGCAGUCUAAUUUUACUUAUUUCUACCCUCACUUUUCAUGCUCUUUAUUUGUGUGGCCGCCUGUGGGAGUUCUGCAAUGUUUGUGAUAGCCAGUCAGUCAGAAUAUCUUUUAAAUACAUUUGUCAAUUUGUCUCUAUCCAUUUCAUAUUGGUACCCUGUUCCUCGUUACAGUAACAGCGCCUACAUUUUCUAUCGUUUUUAGGGUACUUUUCCUCAUGGCAUUGAUAUUCUAACACUGGCGGAUUAUUACGCGGUUGGAAAUAGAGUCAACACUUACCUGAGUGUUAGGUGAGGCUUUAGCGCUGUAUUAAACACUCAAGGAAUGUACCCGAGGAAAACAGAUCAUUUUGUUUCCCUGGGCAGAUUUGCGGGACACGACAUCGUGUCGGGCUCGCCUAUUUUUAACGGUACAUGCCACCAUUGGUAACCAAGCCUUUAGUCAUGAAAGCUGUAAUACAUUAAGUUACAAUAAGGUGAAAAUUACGUUUUUGAAUGGUCUUAGAAAGAACGACGUUGAAGCCCAAGUUGAACUUACGUUUUAAAAGUCACCUGUCACCUGUUAUUGAUGUAUCAGUCGAGAAAGACUGUUUGCUAGUUUAUAUACUUAAAUUUUUCGAAUUUUUGGCGGGCCGGUGGGGUAGUGUUGUGGUACAAGAGAGAUAUUAGAAUUCGAAAGGUCUGGGUUCAACCCUGGAUUGCGAUCUUCUUUUUUUUUUUCUAAUGGGAACACUCUCAUUAUUAGGUCAAUAAUUUUCUAAGUGUCUUAAAAAUGGCAGUGACCGUUUACGAAAGGGAAAUUAUCGUCGGGCUCUCCAUUCCGUGUUGUAAACUUUCACCCUUGAAAAUCCCGUUCUUCCGACUAGCUGUCCCUAGGGUAUCCUUUGAUGCGAGAGAUCAGUCAUUAAAAACAUCGAUGUGACCGAUUUUACCUCCAAGUAACCAAUGAAUGAUAACGUAAGCUGUUGGGAAAACAAAACAUUUAUUCAAAAAAUAGUUAUCUAUUUUUUCCUUGAGAUGGGCUAACCUUUGAUUCGUUUUUUCUUUUGUUUUCAGCGUGUCUAUAGCACAAUUCAAGGAGUAUACUCGCGCAUUGAUAAACAAUUUAGCAGACAUCAGAUUACAACACUGGGACGGGUAAUAAUGCUGUUUGUCUAAGUCUGCUUGCGUUGAACGUUAACCCCUUGAAAAGAACAGGCCUAUUGUGGAAAAACAUUUGUUAAUUCUGAAAAACAGAAAAAUAUAUGUAGACAAGGCCUUAGAAUAUAGCUUUCCUUUCUUUUCGCUCAAAAGUGAAAAAAUAUAAGUGAAAGUCGUAGCACGACUCGGUAAAUAAACCCUGUUUUGUCCCUAUUACUCAAGUAUGUAUCUUACGAUUAUUGUAGUUUCAUAUUAAAUAGCUAACAAAACGUUGCCAAUCAAUAGUUUCGGCUCCUUCAGGCGUGCUUCUCGGUCAAUCUUUCCCCGCCAGUCUUUCUCCAACACAAGCUUCGCUCGUUCGGUUAAGCAUUUCUUGUCAGUAGAGAGUGAGAUCGAUCCCCAGCGCUAUCCAGAUUCCUCAAUGAGACUUUAUUUGACAUUUCUUAUUGGUCUUGCAUGAUUUUGUUUAGGAGUGUACGUGAACUUGCAUCACAAGCUUUGCAUAACCUGACCCCCACAGAUCCAGAGUUCAUGGCCAAAAUAGGUAAUACAGAAAUUAAUUUUCAACAGUCAAGACAGUUGCGACGACGUUGUGUGCAGUUGAAGGCCUAUUUUAACGGCUAUUGUUUCUUUUUUUCUUUUGCUUUGAUUAGUUUUUCCCAAGAUGCUCUCACAAACCAAGAAUAUUGAUCUGAACACUCGCCAUGGUAACAUUCUGGGCUGUGCUAAAGUAGUUCAUGCCCUUUUUCUAUAUGCUGGACAAAUUGGAAGGUAUACCAAUCUGCUAACCUCGCCAGACUAAAUAUAAUGGUAUAAAUUAAAGCAAGUUUGGUGAACGCUAUUGUGAACACUUUUUUAUUCCGGUUAAGCGAAUUGAAUUUUUGGUAUAAAGUCCCAAGCCCUUAUACCUUUUCUGAAAUGAAAGAAUAUCGUUUUAUACGUAAAUGCAUGAUUCCCAUCUUGUCAAUUUGAACCGUUACUAAACGCGAUUUCGCUCUUGCUGACCCUACGUAUCCAGCAUUCAUAAAUGCAAGCGUAAGCUUUUGGACGAUAACUGAAAUGUUAUAUGUGUUUCCUUUUUCUAUUUGUAUCCGAUGUCUUUCACAAGACCCGUGGUCAUGAAUGCAGAAAAAAAAUUAUUAGAGGAUUGAGGAUUGUUUUCGACGUUAGGUUUACCUCUAAACCCCUUUUUUUUAAACCCUUUCUGGGAUCCGUUAAAUGUUUUUUUUUUGAAUUUUCAUUCUGCAGAUCUUUGACAGACGUUCUUGACCAAGAAUGUUUUGAUGAAUUAAAGGACAUUGUACCUGAGGUAAAAGAGCGCGUGCGAUGACUUUUGCCAUCUCUUCCUCUAGCGAACUUUCAUCAUUUAGAGUAUAUCUUUGAAACAGAUUUUAACUAAAGUUAUUUCUCCCUUUGUUUCAGCUGACAGAGGCAAAGCUUUUCAGGUGAAGUAUAUUUUAAUCUCUUUUCUUGCCAUCCUUAAUCCUCGCUUUCUAUUAAGAAACUAAUCUAUUGAUUGAUUCAUUUAUUUGACUUACCCUCUGACUCUCUUCCGACGGGAGAGCCAGGCCUCUUGGAAGCCGCAGGGAGGUUGGGGAGAGGAAUAUAAAGAAAGCGCGCGGGGGAUGAUAGGAAGGGGAAAGAGAGUGAGAGAGACCUGGUAGAUUAAUUAUUUCUGUUGUUAAUUAAAUACCCAUCGGGAGCUGCCUCCUCAGAGGAGAGAGUCACCCACCUGCCUCCAGUCUUGUUACUUGGCUUACUGACUGAACCGGCUUUGCUUGUCUGUGCUUUCAAUAUUCGCCUGCUUUAUUUGUUUAAUUGUUUUCUCCCCCUCAGGGGCCUUGGAGGCGAGUUCAUGCGUCAGGCAGGUACACGGUCUAAUAACUAAUACGAUAACAUUACGGUGUUGUAUUAUUAUGUGCACACUAUUAACCUUUGAACACGUCAUGUUUACUCUGCUGAGAAUCCUUAAAAGCUCUAUUUGCUCUUUCAGUUUUGUCUUAUCCUAUUUUUCCUUUUAGUUUGUCAUCUUAUACAUAGAGUAUCGAUAUCUGGACUUCCUUGGCAUGGCGAUAAAAUAAUUGGUGAGUUAAUUUAAUUUGCAAGUUGUUUUCCUGUGACAAGAUUAAAGCGCGAGUCUGAGUUCUAGUCUCGUAAUUCCCAGCAUUUGAAACGGCGAUCUUGUGUUUUUCGCUGAGUACGUUAAUUGUUAAAAUUUGUAGUUCUUGUACUUUGAGGCGGUUAAACUGUAACGGCCGAUAUUUCCUUUUUCUUCCUGCAGAUCUUUUUCAAAACGUCAUUGAUGACAACCUCUCUCACACUGAACCGGAAAUUCAGGUACGAAAACGUUGGAUAAAUUGAAAUGACUUUGAUUUUUCUGAUCUAAAUCCAUUAAUGAUAUCCUGUCUAAUUUCUUUUCUCUUUAUCUAGGAAGGCGCUGUUCGAGCCCUUAGUGCCUUAUGUCUGCAGUAUUACGUUAAACCAGACGGUACUGCUAUCGUUGAAAUUCAAGGUAAUGAUACUUGGUAUUCACGAGCUCAAGCAGCCUCUAGACACACUCUAUUUUGCUUUGUAAACAAGUGGAUUGCAGUUUAUCAAAUUUGAUGUUUUUUUUUUUUUACUUAAAGGGGGGGGGCAGAUUUGUGUAAUAUCAUUCGUGCUGACGUUUUAACUUAUCUGCUACAGAUAAAAUCAUCAGCCAUUACCUUGAACAAUUGAAGAGUUCUUCGCAGUUCUCCAGGUAGUUGUACGUAAACUGUAUGCUGUCUGUCAUCUCAUUAGUUAUAAAACUGGGAGUUUGUGGUGAAACCAUGAGCGCUGGCGUUUGUAAUGGAAAGAUAAUAUGAAUGUUUGGUAUUGAACUCUUGUAUGAAGAAUUACGUGUUGAAAAUGUGACUGCAAUAAUAUUGUGGUGACAUAUAGUGCUAUCGACUUUCCCGUUGAGGCAAAGCAGUGACAUGAUCGGCGGUAUAUACGGGUACUACUUCAUAUAAUUCCUUACUGUAAUGUGAUGACACCCAAGUUAAUUUAGAAAUGACUUGCUUGGCCCAAGUCGGUGAGAACCGCUAGCCCUAGAACUAACAAGUCGGAUCUCGUUAUUGUUCUUUAUCGACAGUAGUUUGUAUGAACCUUAUGAAAAUUGGUCAACAAUAAUAAGUCUUAAGUAGGUUGAAUACGAUCGUCCGGGUGAAUACUACGGUAACACUGUCCAUACAGUGGUUGAAGAACUUUUAGAUACUUGUUUGCUUUUGUUUGUUUGUAACUGUGUCGCGUUUCUUUGCAGAGCUGGCUUUGCUCAAGCUUUAGGAGCUCUACCAAAAUUUUUUCUGCGAACUAAAUUAAAAGAGGUGGGGUUUUCUUUUCUUGGUGUUUUUGUUUGCUUAGUUUUUUUUAUCGUUGUCAGAAUUCAUACUUAUUGUACAAAUACGGUAAUAUCUAAAGGUAGAUUUUGAGUUUUUGAUAAAACCGUUCAGUUUCGCCCUGAUUCAUGUAGAAGUGUUUGUUUUUCAUAACAAGGAAUGAGCGCUUGACAGGCACGAUUACACCAUUCUCAAGCUGGUUUUUACACCCAAAAAGUUGCAUCAUCAAGAAUAGGUUGCGUAUUUUUUCUCCAUGCAUUUAACAAGUGAAACAAAUCGGCACCAUUUCAGACCAUUUGAUCCUCUGGAAUAGUAUCUCUUAAGAAGCCCUCGCUCAUUUGGCCAUUUUAAACUUUCUCUUGAGACUGGAUCGGUGCUGUUCCCUAUUGCACCCUGUGACUUUUUUGGGGGACGAAUUUUGAUCCAGUUUCCUGCCCAACUUAGUAAUAGCCGGUAAAAGAAGCAAUCGCGUCCCUAGGUACAAGCCGGCUUUGGGCGCAGUGAAAAUGGGAUCUUUUGGGCAGCAAGCGUUAGUUUUGCUUGGUAGAUGAUUUUCAAGGCAGCCAUUAACAAAACCAAUCAUAAGUGCCCAGCCAAACGAUCCCAGAAGUCGUUGCGCCGAAAGCUUGUACCCAUUCCCCCCCAUAGUUACUGUACUGGGGAAUUUCAAUUCGACACAGCAUCGGCCCAUUCUCAUCUGCUACCGGCCAAUUCAUAUGGGGGAAUAAAACUAAGAUUCAAUCAUUGUGAUUUACAAACAGGUGAUCUUAACUAGUUAACGGUUUACAGUAGUUAUAGACAGUAUUUGUCCGAGGCAAUUGAGUAUUCAUAUUUUGGUUCAGGUGUUUUCAGGUUUGAUCAAAGCAUCUCAGGUGGCCAGUGACGCGGGUAUAUUUGCUGAAUCUAGAAGGGAUGCCAUUACAGCUCUUGCCAGGUAAUCCUUUAUCAGAAACUGCUAAGUAAAUAAAUAAAUGAAUAAUGAUUUAGAGGAACCGCAUCCAAAUAAUGGUUCUUUGUCUACCACUCCCGAUCCAAUUUUUGAUUUGGAAAUGUAAGAUGUUGAGGUGAAAAAGCGGAUCACCCGGACACCUGAGAGCGAGCUAAAUAAUCAAGGGUGAGAACAAACGACAAACUUAACCCACAUAUGGCGUCGACGCCUGGACUUGACCCCUGGCCACAUUGGUGGGAGGCAAGUUCUCUAGCCACAUUAGUUUUCAUGAACAGGGCCCCAGCUGCAGAUAAUUCUUUCGAGGUUUAAAGUUAAUUACAUUACCUACAGUACUGUGUAAAAGAAAUGCGAGCAAAAUUUGCCGAAAUCAGCUAAAUUACUCGAAUUUUGGCAAUCAAAGUCCGAACUUUCGUUUCAGAAGAAAAAGCGGCGAAAUUUCGGUGCUUCUGUUGUUCUAAUGUCGACGAAAUUUCGCAAGCAAGGCGAUGAAUCGAAACGAAAUUUUUUCAGCAUGAGACGAAAUUUCUUGUCAUUAGAACGAAGUUUCGCUUCGUAAAUGUAAGUCGAAAUGAUUUACUUAAAGAAUAUAGUAAGGUUUAACAGCGCUCGCGUAAAUAACACUUUAUAUAACGUCCUUUCCUCCUGUAGCAAUAAUUGCGCAGGUUAAUUUGCCGGGUAUACUGCGCGUUUAACUUGAUGAAAACGUUUUACUAUGAGAGUAUCAUCUGCUUAAAUUACAUGGCAUACCUCUAAGUAACCAUAGUUCCUUCUCUAAAGGAUAUACUUCGGCAACUCACGGUUUAAUCCAGGAAUUCAACUUAUAUUGUUUCAGAAUUGCAGUAACAGUUGGCCUAAAUAGAACUGGUGAUGAGGAACACACUGUUUAUGAGAAAAGUCUACGAGAGCUUUACGAUGCUUUUACCGCCGCCAUGUUGGAUUACACAAUUGACAACAGAGGUGAUGUGGGAGCGUGGUGAGUUGAGUUAAUUUUGUUGCGAGUAGUUGGAUUGAGAAAUGUACUAUUGCCAGUUUAAAAUAUUAAUAAGGGUGCGGUACUUUUGGAGUAAGAUGUUGGUCGAGUCUGUGGCUGCGUUCACACUGGUUACCGGCAAAAAUAGUGUUGUGUUCACACCGGCUCUGGAUCCCCAAUAACUAUCUCAGUAGACAUUUGCUCCAUUUCACUGGAUUGUAGUCAAAUUGUCUCGGAACUAACAGUAAAGCGUCUACACACAGGGACCCGAUUUCAACUUUAUUGGGCGGGGUCAAACUUCACGUUAAACUUGUUUUUUCUUUUGUUUGUUUGUGGCCGCAGGGUACGUGAAGCCAGUAUGUCUGCACUAGAAACUUUAACACGUUUUGUUGUCGAGAAUGAUUCUUCCCUACUGACACCCGAGAUGUAAGUGAAAGCUUUGUCAGUGUAAAAUGUCUUUAUCCAAUGUGUUUGUAGAAUGUCUUAGUUUAAUGUCUUUUCAUCCUUUCAUCCUCAAGACAAUGACUCCUUUGAAAUACAGACUGUUGUACGUGGCUUCUGUCAGGAGACCACAUCAACUUAAAAGCAGGAUAUUUUAAUAUCUUAGGCUCUGUUCCAGCGCCUCAAUAAUACGAGCACCAGGCCCUUGUGCUUCACAGCAGACACCUCUUGCUGUGGUCUAGGAACCCUUUAGGACACCAGAUAUGCCCUUUACGGUUUAGUUUACUCCUUACCGUUCGUUGCUAAACAUUAGGGAGGGUAAGGCCCACACACGGGAUACAGCAUUGCUCGUAGUAUUGGCUAAAGAUUGAAGUAGACACCUUUGAAUGCAGUGUUGGAAGCAAAAGAUAGGAAAUGAAAUUCACCGCGCGCAUUAGUGAUCAAGUGCGAAGAGAUUAUACUUAGUGCUUGCCUGAUUUGCUGUUUUGUUGAUUUCUUCUUUUUUUUUGCUUAGUUGCCAGAAUGUUAUGUACUGCCUAGUUCAACAGGCCUCGGAGAAGAUCGAUCGAACAAGAGCACAUGCGGGCGAAAUAUUCUUGAGACUUCUCUAUAUGGACAAGUAGGUCACGUGUCUACGUAAAUUAAGAAAAUCUGUUGUUUUCCCAAAUCUGUCAACUUUAAUUUAAGCAAAUUAGACUUUAGAAAAAAUUUCGAUGCCAUUUAAAGCACAGUUCAAUUUACACAUUCAAUUAACUAAGAAUAUUGUUCCUCAUAGCGAUUUAAUUGUAGGUUAAUUAUAGAAUAAAUUGGUCUCUCGAAAUCAAUUUUCAAGCUGAGCCCAAGAUGCUAACUACGUCGCUCUACAUUUUUGAAUAGAAAAUAUGUAUUAGCCGAACUGGAAACUAAGGAGGAACAUGGCAAAUAUUUCGCUAUUUAUAGCAGUAAAAUAAAGUAAAGAACAUGGUAAAGAACGUGUUUGGUCUCCUUCGACUCCUCUCUCUCCCUCUCUCACUUCCCAAACAAAAUAACAAGAACUUUUUUCCAUCCCACUUAAGCUUAGCUCAAAGAUUGUGAGUUGAAUUUAACAAAAGCAUUUAGUUCACGCUUGAUUUUCCUUUCUUCAGUCCUUGUUUGCCCCAUAUACCACAUCACAGGGAGCUUCUUGAAAUUUUUCCAAGGUAGGCGAAAUGUCUUGUGUUCUUUGUAAGUUAUAGGCUCGUAUUGCCCAAUAUUUUACAGUCUCACUUUGAGAAAUUUACAAGGAUUUUACACCUCCGAUUGCUCUCUGCAACUCUACUUGCAAUGCCGGCCGAUCAUUAUCGCCAUCAACCCUUUCAGAAGUCACUAUACGACGUCACUUGGCAAUAUGAUCAUUUGUAGCCAGGUGUUUUUUUACGUUUGUGUAUUGAUGAAUUCGUGUGGUUUGUGUUUUAUGUUUUUCCUUUCUCAAAUGAACAGCACAACCUUUCACUUUUCUCCUGUUUCUCUCGCAAUUUAUACAUUUACGUAUUUUUUUUUUAGAAAGGACUGUUUGGAGAUGAACUGGAGCGCUCCCUCGGAAUGCUUUCCCCGAAUCACAAAGCUUCUGGGUUUGCCAUCCUACAGAGACCCUGUGCUACUUGGUUUAACAGUAAGCGUUGGAGGCUUGACAGAAUCGCUGGUGAGUAAAAGAUAUAUCACUAGCCAUUCAUUCCUUGUUGUUAUGUUAUCGAAUCAACCAGAGUGUAACCCCGGUAUAACAUACCCUGGUAUAACGAAUGACAUCUUUGGCUCCAGGUCUGCAUGGUAUAAUUAUGGAUAAGGACCCUGAUAUAACAAAUAUUCCCGUUAUAACUAACAUUUCCUUGUCUCUGCCACAUUUUUGUAUCGGGCUUCGAUCCUCUUUUGCAAAAUCUCAGAUCUUGUAAAAUUGUUCUUUUGGAAUUGUACAUAGCCCCCCCCCCCCCCCCCCUUAUCUUUGGACCAAGAAUUUAUUGGGUCUGGGCCCCUUUUCUCAUUUCUCAGGGUCUGGAUGACCGCAUACCCUUCCCCCCCCCCCCCCUGCCCUCUUAUCUUAAGGCCUGGAUCCGCUACUGUAUUGAUCUAUGAUAACAGACAACAUGCAUUGGCAAACUGCCCUAAUUCAAUUAAUUCCACCUUUUCUUUUCUUCCGUUAGGUUCGGUUCUCCUAUACUUCAUUGCUUAAAUUUCUGAAAAGCAUAAACGACAGGUAAACUAAGAAAAUUUGUUUCUUUUAAUGAGUUCAGUUUGUCUGAAGCUCAAUAUAGUGACAUUGUUUCAAUGCAACAGACCUAGUUGCUCAAAUGUCUCUCGUCAGUAUAAUAAAUAAGUUACCCAAUGUAAGGUGAUCCGGAAUCCGGGAAAUUUUUGAUUAUGGAAUCCGGAAUCCUGGGGUUUGGUUCCGGAAUACCGCUUAAGGAAUCCAGAAUUCCAGUAACGAUUGGAAUCCGGAAUCCAAGUUCCACUGACGAAGAAGGGGAAUCUAGUACCUGGAGUCCGGAACCCACGGUGUGGAAUCCAGAAUCCAAGACUCUCUGAUUACCUUAAUAGAUGCACAUGGGACGAAAUAAGAAUACCGUUAUUUCUUGAUUCUUUUUUCCUUUGUGACUCAUAAAAGAAACAGGUAAAGGUAAUUUUAUGCCCAGUUACAGGAAACAAACAGACUCCGACCGGAUGUAUACUGGCCUUGAUCAGGAAUGUAGAUCAGUUAUUAAUACUCAGCCUGUUUUUCAGCAAUCUGAAAUUAUCCGUUCAAUUGCUCUUAAGUUAUUAAGUUACUUAAAUUAAUCGUAAAUUAGUUGUCAAAUAUUCUAAGAGAAAUAUUCAUGGACAUUUCUAUUUCGUGUGAUUUUAGUGAGAAAGAGAUGGCUGCAUUUGGUGAGACCCUUUUAAAGAUGUACAGAAAUAAUCAAAAAAAUGACAGGCAAGUAAAAUGUAUUAAUAAGGUUUUGUGGAACUAGAAGUAAGUAAAAGACAGCGUUAUGAAAAGUGCUUCAGAAUCCUAUUUGUCACAAAGUGAAUAAGGGCUUUUAAUUCCCGCAACAGCGCUGAUUCAGGGUUCUUCACCGUCUAAACGAAGGCUUUUUUAGUUAAACUGUGCAUUAUAACUGGCAUUGUGACAUCAAACGUUAAAGGCAUUAUUUUCACAGAAAUAUGAGUGAGUAAGAAGAAUGUUUUUUUCGUCGGAAACCUUAAACGAAAUAAUAAAACAAAGCUUUGCAAGGGCCGUGAAAAAUUUAAUUUAAAACACUGCUCAGUGGUACAAUAGAGGGUCAAUCCGUGCAAGCCCAGUAACAUAGUGAAUUUCCCCUUCAUUACAGUUGUAGGAAAGGCACUGUGUCGUUAGCAAGGCCUUGCCUCACUCUGCUUAUCUCUGUGGUUAACCUAAGUCUUUUGCAUCACAGAAUAAUAGUUCCUUUGUUUAAGAUGCUUGAUAUGCUGUUAUCUAAUGGAUGCUUUGACAUGUUUGCGAAAGAAGAGAGGUAAGUUUCGGAAGAUUUUUUAAUUUUAUGUUUGUUGUUAUCUGUAAUUGUUACUGAUGAAACUUGUUACUGCGAGUUCGAUUAAAAUCUUUGAACGGUUGAUACGCCUUAUCAGUGGAAGAACUUGAAGACAAACGUUAGUUCGUCUUCUUUUAUGUUAGCCUGCAAUACAGGUGUUUUUGUUGUUGUUGUUGUUUUUUCUUCUGUGUGGGCGAAAACUGCUUGUUUAUUUUCUUAAUCCCGUGGCAGCUAUAACUUUGAUUUUAUCACUUGGAAAAAUUGAGAAGAGUGCAAAUAUCAACCGUUGGGGUAGGCGUGUAGGGAAUUCGCUGCAUUAUAAACGGGAAGAGACCUGGAGCCAAAUGUGCCCCGUAAUCGUUUUUAGGAUCGUUCCUGGGUACGCGCCGGUCAGCUAUUGGCCUUAUUUCCCCUAUACCCAGAAGCCUUUGGGAAAGUUUUUCCCUAAUUCCUGUUUAUAAAGUGGUGAGUAGUACGCCAGUAACAAAUCUAGAAUUGCGUUGCGAGGCAAAACAGACUAAAAGGACAAUUAACAACUGAAACAGAAUAAGUACGCUUCCGAUUGAUUAACUGUGUUUGCCUGUUUUCAAAUUCGUACAGCCAUCCGUUCCCUCAGGCGCUGUGUGACCUCACAAAGAAAGAAAUUUUUAAACUUGGUGACGCCAAGAAGCUCAUAACGAGUAUUACUGUGUAAGAAGUUUAUGUUGAAUCACUGAUUUGUCGUCAGGUGUCAUUGCGUACUUGAAAAAACGGCUCUCUACCAGCAGUUUUAUAAAGAAAUCUAAAAAUCAUCUCCUCAAAUGUCAGCUGUAGUUUCUUUCCCCUUAGAUUUCCAACUUAAGCUUAUUUUGUCAGUUAUUAUAAUUAUAUCUAUUAUCGCUUUGUUUUAUGAAAGCUGUAAAUUAUAACUUCUUUCCCCUUAAUGCAUGAUACAUGUUCCUGAAUGAGCUGAUGAUAUUUUUAUUUAGGUUUACCACUAUUGCCUUUUGAAUUAAUUUGUUGUUGUUGCUCUUUUUUGUUUGUUCCUUUCCUUAUUUUGCAAAUUAUCAGCAGCCAACUCGAAAGCUUUGCUACUUUGGCUGUUGAUAACAUAAGAUAAAACGAACAAGAUGAAGACACAAAGUGUUUAGUGUGUAUGUGGGUGGUAUUUCUGAUUUUCGUGCCUUGAUAUACUGCUAGGUUCUGUGGAUUGUUGCAGUUCCCAGGAGUGACAAGAACCAAAUCCUUUCAGCAACUCACAAUUUUUCUCUGCCAUAAAUAUCCCCAGGUGAGCCUCCUUGUUGAUUGAAGUCGUUAUGCAUGUCUAGGGCUAGUAGCGAGAGGUAGAUAGAGUGAGCGGUUGAAGACAAAAAGGUGGACAAGGGAGCUCUGUAAUGAUCGAACGAAAACACGAGUUUCAAUUGCUAUCCACUGACCUUAAAUAUGGGUUGACAUAAACUUGUUCGUGCGCUUAGUAUGAUCAAGGGGCCAGUCAGUGCGUGAGUCUUCUUAACGUUGGUUUUCGUGGCUAACAUGUGAGCCUCAGCACCGUCUUAAAAACUCUUUAAUUAACACCAGACGUUAUCAGUUGCCUAUAAAGCUAACUGGUCCCAGAGUACGUGAACGUUUCAAUAAAACCAUUAGCGGGAUUUUAAGCCUCUCUAUAUAUUUUAGUCGUCCACUUCAAUCUUUUAAAGUAUUGUAAACUUAUACCUGUGUAUUUGAGGAUAAGAUCGGCUUCUUCUAGUGCUUGGUCUCGUGAUGUCCUCUGGUAUCAAAAGUUCUGUAUUCAUUAUCAUUACAAUCUCAAAAAUCUGACCCUGAGUCUUCUUAAAUACUUAACAAUACAUUUCAAUUCUUGUAUACCCCUGUUAGUUCUUGAUAUCUAGAUCUCACGCUAAUUUUGUUUGCAACUAAAGCUUUAAAACACAAUUUCCAGGUCCGGAAAACUACCGCUGAUCAACUGUAUUCGGCUGCAUUAACAUUUGAUGACAUAAUUCCUGUCGAAAGGCUAGAUGACGUGUUAGCGAUAUUGAGCGAAACCUCAUGGUAAGAGUGUGUAUAUGUUAUCUUCUUGGUGUCUCAACCGUAAUUUCAGAAUAGAUGUAUGACAGAAUACAUUUUGGGUUGCCAAGAUCAGAAUGCCAGCUUAGUAAAACAAUGAGGCUUCUGCCAGGAAAAAAAAAACGUUUUUGCCAUUGAUUAUACGUACCCUAGAAUUAUAUCCAAAGAUUGAGAAUCAGCGGCAUCAUGUACAGCAUAAUCAACAGUGAUCCCAGUAAGUUUUCUUGGAUUAGUCCAGGUUAUCCAGCCACGGACUCAAAGUCCUACACCUUUUACUCAACGGCAUAACAUCAAAAGAAAUCUCUAGGAGUUAUUCCUUAACCCUUUCACUAACUCUGUAAACGCUUUCGACGAAUGUAUUUGAUUACUGGCGCGAGUGCCUUUUUGUUGUUAGAGACUUUAGUUUUACCGACUAGAGACUAGUCUGGUUUUAUCGUUUGUAGUUUUCAAGUUCUUGUUGUCUUUUUAAGGGAUGCAAAAAUUGAAGAUCUUCGAGUGACAAGAAACAACCUAUGUGAUAUUCUAGGUAUUCCUCGCCCGGUGUUGAAGGUAAUGUGCUUCAACUCAUGAUAUCAAAUGAUUUUGGUUUUCAGAAUUUCACACUUAGAUUUCACUUUUUAGUACAGAAAGGAAGAUUUUUUCUCUUUAUUUUUGCGAUAAAAUUUAAGUUCUAGGGAGGUAUUAGAUUUCAUUCCUAUCGAACUUAGCUCCAUAAUACUAACUUUUUAAAUUUAUUUUCCCCUUUAAAACUGAACUUGAUAGUUUAUUGAAUUCAAAAUGAUGAAAGUAGUUUUUUUUCCGUUUUAUUUUUCAGAGCACUGGAAAAAAAGCUGCCGUCAGUGAAAAGAAAGAUGAACUAGAUAGCUACAAAGGUUAGGAAAUGAAUACCAUCUAUCGUUGAUGCCAGGCCAUAGAUAUAUAUUUUGCCGCGGCGAUCUCUGUUUGGUGUUUUGAUAGAGCUAUUUAUUUUCUGCUACAAGGUUGUUAAUUGACUGAAUAAAUUGCUUUUUGAGAGGCUGACGUUAAUGUCAGAGUUUUUACUUAAUUACUUCAUAGACUGAAGAAACUAACCAGCGUGCUGUUUAAUAAAUCAGUCGACCGACUGAUUAAUGGACAGCAGGAGCCCAUUUUUUGGAAAAAAAAGUAAUCCUGAACACGCUCGGAAGAAUUGCAAGGUCUUACGUAUACGCAGGGAAGGAGAAUUUUUUGCUAUCCCUACGGUAUUUGCUUUAGAGGACUCCAUAUAGAAAAAAUUGUUUUAAGUUGGAAUGAGUACUCCUUUUGUUCCUUGAUAUGGGACAGGAGCCCAUCAAAUUUGAUAGGCUCCUGUGGACAGAUAAAGCGUUUGUGCGCGAGUCUGCAAGUUAUUGAUUGACUGACUGGUCAGUUACAGAUUGAGUGAAUUAUUGGUUGAUUUAUUGAUAGAUCAGUUUAUUUAUAACCGAUAGACUGUUUACCUGAUUUGUUGAAAAGUGAUCUGCAUUUCCUUUUUGUUUGUUUGACAGAUCUGGUAAGUCGUCAUGGUUACUAGACAAUCUAAAAAGGAAAUUCAACCAAGUUGUAAACUGGAGAGCAUGCAGAUAAGAUGGAUCGGGACAAUUCUCAAGCUGGUGCUACUCGGAUCCUCUCGUAAGGCACAUGAGAAAACUGCCUUGCCAAAUCAACUUUCAUUCCAUCUUAUGCAAUGGAGCAAUUCGAACUGUUGAACCCAGCAUAUCUAAACAAGGAGACUAUUAUAGCUGAUUCUUGUGAAUAAGACGUUUUUCAAUUACAGUGCAUCUUAUUGCUCAUGGAUAUGGAAUCCGAAUUUUGGUUUCAAAUGAGGUGUGGUGCAAGAGCAGCGAGAACGGUUUUGUCCAUCUGGAAAAACUGGUUUGAAAUUUAGUGAUUAACUAGAGGACGACUACCGUAGCUGCUGUUUCAAAUUUGUCUGUGUAGGUCUUGUUGUUGGUAUUACAUAAUAUGUAAAUAUGAGAAAAUUUUAAAAAGAAGCCUCGUGAGACUUAUAAUAUAACUUAUUCAUUUAUUUUAUAUUCUUUUAUUCAGUACGCAAACAUCAUAACUA
Messenger RNA from Porites lobata, 28805 nucleotides. The record is from the annotation of a GenBank genome assembly. NCBI's taxonomy places the organism in Eukaryota, Metazoa, Cnidaria, Anthozoa, Scleractinia, Poritidae.